GUGCUUGAUUUCCUCAGGUACUUAGACCAGUUCGGUAAGACAAAGGUGCACGUACCUGGCUGUAUGUUCUACGGCCAGCCUGAGCCACCAGCUCCUUGCACGUGCCCUCUCAGACAAGCUUGGGGAAGUCUAGACGCUUUGAUCGGACGGCUGAGAGCAGCUUAUGAGGAGAACGGUGGAUCUCCGGAGACGAACCCUUUCGCUAGUGGAGCGAUAAGGGUUUAUCUGAGGGAGGUUAGGGAGUGUCAGGCUAAGGCUAGAGGGAUUCCUUACAAGAAGAAGAAGAAGAAGAAGCCAACGUCGGAGAUGGGUGGUGGAAGAGACGACUCUUCUUCUUCCUCAUCCUCUUCCUUCAGCUUCUCUUAAGAGAUUCUCCAUCUUCGUGAAAGACUUUUGUGGUAAUAUAUUUC
Molecule: messenger RNA, 410 nt
Organism: Camelina sativa (false flax)
Lineage: Eukaryota; Viridiplantae; Streptophyta; Magnoliopsida; Brassicales; Brassicaceae
Source: RefSeq, a predicted model, not a curated record